AUUCUUCUUGCUUUCCCACCCACUCAAGUUGAUCAUCUAGCAACAGUUGAAGCAGUAGUGACAAAAGGAAAGCGGAAGAAGACUACUUUAGUCCGUCUUGAUGUUAAACCGACUGAACUGCCUGAUGCACCAAAUGGCACUAAAUAUUUUACUAUUUAUUUGGCUAAUCCCAUAAAUUCUGGUGAAAGUACGACACUAGAAGUGUUGUACUUGUUUACACACUUCCUAGAACCUUUUCCAGCAGAGAUAGGCCAAUCAGAAUCUCAAUUAGUAUAUUAUCGUGAUAGUGCGUUAAUAUUGUCGCCGUAUCAUAUUAAGCAACAAACAACUUUCAUUAAGACACCAAGUACUAAGGUGGAAUCGUUCACAAGGGUGGUACCCACGAGCCGUGCAGGCACUGAAAUGAAGUAUGGGCCAUAUGAGGAUCAUCCACCAUACUCUUCUUCUCCAAUUCUUGUACAUUUUGAGAAUAAUAGCCCAUUUCCUGUGGUUGAGGAGCUUGUUCGUGAAGUUGAGAUAUCUCAUUGGGGCAACCUUCAGGUCACAGAGCAAUACACAUUGGUUCAUGGCGGUGCUCGGCACAAAGGUGUAUUUUCAAGGGUUGAGUACCAAUCCAGGCCAACUUUGAGUGGUACGUCCUCAUUGCGAUACCUUCUGGCAAGACUACCUCCUAGGGUUCAUUCUGUCUACCGGGAUGAAAUAGGGAACAUCUCAUCAUCACACCUGCGUAUGGAUUCCCGUAAGUCUGAACUGGAAAUUGAACCACGGUAUCCUUUAUUUGGAGGUUGGAAAGCAACUUUUGUCAUCGGUUAUGGGCUACCGUUACAAGACUUCCUUUUCGAGUCAUCUGAUGACAGGCGUUACCUCAACUUUACCUUUGGAUGCCCCCUUCUUGAGACUGUGGUUGACAAGUUAACUGUCAAAGUUGUGUUACCUGAGGGAUCAAAAGACCCAUUGGCUGUGAUUCCCUUUCCCGUGGAGCAGCAUCUUGAGACCAAAUAUUCUUACCUUGAUGUUGUGGGAAGGACUGUGGUGGUCAUGGAAAAGAAGAAUCUUGUUCCCUCGCACAACUCUCAUUUCCAGGUUCACUACACCUUCAAGCCAAUCUUCAUGCUUGCAGAGCCUCUGAUGCUGGUGUCUGCAUUCUUCUUGUUUUUCGUGGCUUGUGUAGCUUACCUGCACAUUGAUCUUUCCAUCCGUAAGUGAAACAUCGUGGUGUUCACAAUCGGAAAAUUAUCAAAUAGUUCUAAAUUGUCACUCUUUAGAUUGCUGUGAAGCCAGAUUCCAUCAGGUGAG
This is a messenger RNA of Hibiscus syriacus, 1296 nucleotides long. Its product is annotated as dolichyl-diphosphooligosaccharide--protein glycosyltransferase subunit 1B-like. The transcript has 6 exons. Gene Ontology annotation, cellular component: membrane; oligosaccharyltransferase complex. The annotation marks the transcript as partial. Lineage: Eukaryota; Viridiplantae; Streptophyta; Magnoliopsida; Malvales; Malvaceae. The record is from RefSeq and is a predicted model, not a curated record.